Molecule: messenger RNA, 1285 nt
Organism: Lytechinus variegatus (green sea urchin)
Lineage: Eukaryota; Metazoa; Echinodermata; Echinoidea; Temnopleuroida; Toxopneustidae
Gene: yod1
Product: ubiquitin thioesterase OTU1-like
Exons: 2
Coding region: 100-996 (298 amino acids)
Biological process (GO): protein deubiquitination; endoplasmic reticulum unfolded protein response
Cellular component (GO): cytosol; nucleus
Molecular function (GO): cysteine-type deubiquitinase activity
Source: RefSeq, a predicted model, not a curated record
GUAAACCAUAUAAACAAAGAAGGAGGCGAACUGGCGAAGCCUGAAAGGCAAGGAGAGAGUCCCAUUUCCAGUUGAGAUUUAAAAACCAAGAUAAGAGCCAUGACCUCUCCACCAUUCCUUGUAAUGGUCAAAGCCAAGAAUGGACGGACAAAAUUAGAAGGUCUCACUAUGAAGUCUACAAUCGGCAACCUACUCCAAAAAAUAUCAGAAUUCACAGAAAUACCAAGCAAAUCUCAGAAGUUACUCCAUGGUUACCCUCCCAAACCACUAGAUAUAUCAAACCAUGGUCAAGAAUUAGCUUCUCUUCCUUUUAAGUCGGGAGAUAUGGUCAUAGUAGAGGAGGUUGUCAUCAGUAAUCAAACUGAUGGUACUCGAGGAAGCAGCGACCCAGAGGCCACAAUGACCCGUCGUGUUGUUCCAGCUGAUAACUCUUGCCUAUUCAUGAGCAUAGCCUUACUCAUGGAAGGUGGUAAUACAGACAGCUCGCGUGCUCAAGAACUCCGCAACCUUAUCGUCAGUGUCGUCAGCAGCAAUCCUGAGUUGUACAAUGAAGCCUUCCUAGGUAAAUCAAACUCCAUGUACUGCCAGUGGAUAAAGAACCCAGACACUUGGGGUGGUGCCAUAGAAAUCUCGAUACUGACUGAGUUCUAUGAGACAGAGAUUGCAGUUGUUGAUACCCAGACAGGGCGUGUUGAUAGAUUUGGAGAGGACAAUGAUUACAAGCAUCGUAUUUACCUGAUCUAUGAUAAUGUUCACUAUGAUCCUCUGAUUAAGGAACUUGAGGGAGGUGGUACAGAGACAGUGUUUGGAGUUGAUGAUGAAGAUGUCCUCUCACAAGUCUUGAAGCUUGCAAAGGAGGCCCAGAAAAGCAGACAGUAUACAGAUCUUUCUGAUUUUACUCUGCGUUGUCUAGUUUGUAAUGAUGGCCUACGAGGGCAAAGACAAGCACGGCAGCAUGCUAUGGCAACAGGACAUUCUAACUUUGCAGAAUACUGAAUUCUUACUUUGGGGAUAUUGAUAUUAAAAGGAGACACACCCACCCAUAUGCAGAUUCAUCAAUUAAAAAUGAAGGUUUAUAUAACUUAUUUCUUGUCUGAAGGCCAUUAUAUGCAUAAAUAUUUACAAUGCUUGAAUCUCAUUAUUGAUGAUAUUAGAAACUUGAAGUAUUGUCUAACAUUUAUUCCAUGUGGGUAGAGUAAUGAUUCUAUAUAGUAGGGGAAGGCGGGGUAAAUUGAGCAUAGGGGCAAGUUGAGCCACCAGCCCCAGGCCAAUAAUGAAUCAGUCA